Solanum verrucosum is the source of this 1155-nucleotide messenger RNA. RefSeq lists its product as uncharacterized. Lineage: Eukaryota; Viridiplantae; Streptophyta; Magnoliopsida; Solanales; Solanaceae. The record is from RefSeq and is a predicted model, not a curated record. The coding region runs from base 24 to 1118 and encodes 364 amino acids. Gene Ontology annotation, molecular function: catalytic activity. The transcript has 8 exons.
UCAGCUUCUUGUUUCAGGCGACGAUGACUAGCAGCAACUGCAGAUUUCUGUUAAAAAAUGGCUUGAUUCCGAAUUUGGCAGAAAACCCAUCGGUAACAACCUUACUUGAAGCCCACCAAGGUGCAUAUACAACAACUAGAACUCACAGUGAUGGUUCACUGUUGUUGUUUUGGGAAAGGCAUAUGAACAGACUCUCUAAUUCUCUAAGAAUUCUCUUGAACUCUAACCCAGAACUUUUAUUCAAUUCAGAAGCAUGUAGAGUCCCUUUUUCCUUUGUUUCAACAAAACCAACCAUGUGGGAUUCAUUGGUUCAAUCUCUUGUGGAUGAUUCAAUGAGAAAAGCUCUGCCCCUUGUAUUGGACAAAAGAAGAAGUGGGGAGGAAUUGGCCAUUACAUGUCUUGUCAGUGGAAAUGUUGAUAGUUUGGAGGAACUUGAGGAAAAAUUUUCUACAGCUUUUGAUGUUUAUGUCCAUGUUGGUUCCUAUGUUCCUCCACUCUUUGGUAUCCACCAAAAUAGAGCACGUUUGGCAGUUGUAGGUCGUGGUAGGGGCGUAGCAAAUGCCAAAUACUCAGAUUGGGUUAGGCAAAGGAAACAAUUGGAGAAGCUGAGGCCACCUUAUGUCAAUGAGCUCCUGUUGUCAAACAAUGGCGAUCAGAUCUUAGAGGGUUGUUUGACAAAUCUUUUUGUCGUUUGCCACAAGGAUGUUAAUGGUGAUUAUCACAAGUCUAGCCAAAGAGACAAUGAAUCUACAGUUUCAAUUGAAUUGCAGACUGCCCCUAUAAGAGAUGGUGUCCUUCCAGGCGUUGUACGCCAAGUAAUUCUUGACAUAUGCUCAAGAAACAAAAUCCCAGUCAGAGAAAUUGCACCUUCAUGGUCAGAGCGUGAAAUGUGGUCAGAAGCAUUCAUUACAAGUAGCUUGAGGCUAUUGCAGCAUGUGGAAGUUAUUCAAGCUCCUAGUUCAUGGGAAUCACUUGAUACACAAACUUGGACUGAUGUAACUUGGGAGGAGAAGCGAUUUGAGAAUGCUCCUGGACGGAUCACUGCAUUCAUCCAGAAGGCGGUCAUGGAAAUGGCAAGCAUGGAAGGGUAUCCAGUUUCUCUAUUUGAUUACCGGUAGAUCUUUCCCUCUUAUUAUUGUGGUACGAUUGAUUGAA